Ctenopharyngodon idella (grass carp) is the source of this 901-nucleotide messenger RNA. It is a transcript of the gene ssr3, whose product is annotated as signal sequence receptor, gamma. Gene Ontology annotation, biological process: SRP-dependent cotranslational protein targeting to membrane. Gene Ontology annotation, cellular component: membrane; endoplasmic reticulum. Lineage: Eukaryota; Metazoa; Chordata; Actinopteri; Cypriniformes; Xenocyprididae. The record is from RefSeq and is a predicted model, not a curated record.
GCAUCAUUUCUACGUCACUGUUUGUGCUGACGCGGCGUAAGCGCUUCAUCCAUCCGGAUCACAUACGUGUCUGUCUCUUUUCACCCAAACCAAGGAUCGGACCGGAGGACAGACUGGAGACAUGGCACCUAAAAGCAGCAACAAACAGCAGUCAGAGGAGGAUCUUCUCCUGCAGGACUUCAGCAGGAACCUGUCGGCGAAAUCCACGGCGCUGUUCUACGGCAAUGCGCUAAUCGUGUCCGCAAUCCCCAUCUGGCUGUUCUGGAGGAUCUGGCACAUGGAUCUGGUCCAGUCUGCGGUGCUGUAUGCAGUCAUGACUCUGGUCAGCACUUACCUAGUUGCCUUUGCUUACAAGAAUGUCAAAUUCGUCCUCAAGCACAAGGUUGCUCAGAAACGUGAAGAUGCUGUGUCCAAGGAAGUGACUCGCAAGCUCUCUGAGGCAGACAACCGCAAAAUGUCCCGCAAAGAGAAGGACGAGAGGAUCCUUUGGAAGAAGAAUGAGGUCGCCGAUUACGAGGCCACAACUUCCAUCUUUUAUAACAACACUCUCUUCCUCUUGCUCGUCAUUGUCGCUUCUUUCUUCCUGCUGAAGAACUUCAAUCCAACAGUGAACUACAUUCUGUCCAUCAGUGCCUCUUCAGGUCUGAUCGCCCUGCUGUCCACUGGGUCCAAAUAAAAGACUGAUUGCAUCAGGAGAAGAAGAUUGAGGAACAAACAAAUGAGAGGAUUAUGGGAUUGGGGGGAGGGAGGUGUGGAAAUGUGUUAAAGGAGGUUUGUUAUGUUUUGGGAGGGCGUUUAUCAUUUCAUCUGUUAAUGUUUCAUGAAAUUCAUGAUCAGUUAAGGCCUGUAUGGUCUUCUCUUGUUUUUGUUUUGUACCAAUAAAAGACUGUUUACUCAUGUA